Synchiropus splendidus (mandarinfish) is the source of this 8844-nucleotide messenger RNA. RefSeq names its product GREB1 like retinoic acid receptor coactivator (gene greb1l). Gene Ontology annotation, biological process: kidney development; multicellular organism development. Lineage: Eukaryota; Metazoa; Chordata; Actinopteri; Syngnathiformes; Callionymidae. The transcript is spliced from 33 exons. Bases 725 to 6559 code for a protein of 1944 amino acids. The record is from RefSeq and is a predicted model, not a curated record.
UCGGAGGGUUUAGGGGGAGAGGCUGAGGAAAGGGUGACGGUCCGCACAGGGAUAGACAUACAAAUGUGUGAGGUUGAUUGCCGUGUUUCUGCUAACUUGCUGCUCCCCACCCCACGACCCCCCAGACCUCUCGCCCACCUCCGCCUACUUAAAAAUGAAAAUGGUGACACGGUGCCGACGGCGGAUGUCGGAGCGUGUCGCCGGGGUCACGCGUGGCGCGGUGCUCCUCGGUUCGGCCUUCUCCACCCCCAGCCCCACUGCACCCCUCCAAGAGCAUCUGUCACCACAGGGGGUCAGCGGGGCCAAGAUGAAUGGGCCCCCAGUGGAUCCCCCUUCUCUCUGGCAAAUGGCACAGGAGAGGCGGGCCCAGAGGAUCAGGAGGCGGGCUCUGUUUGUUUGCAUGUGAGUGGAGGGGGGGGGGGGGUUACUGCUGUACUGAGAGGAGGAUUCCCACUUGUGACCAUGGUGGACCAUGACAAAGGUGACUGGAUAGUGAGCAGAGCACUGUGAGCCUCCACUGCUCCGACGGGAUUUAUUCCUCCCUCAUGGACUAACGUUCACCUCUGGAUUAUCUGAUUUGAAGUUUGGAAUUUAGCAGCUCAGCGUGGAGGCCGGGAGUCAUGCGAGGUUUUGCAGCUGAGAUGCUGUUGCUGGUGGCGAGGUGCUGACUCAGCAUGUAGCAGAGGUGACGUCCCGUCUGGCCUGCCGACACUCACACGACGACAUGGGGAACUCGUACGCCGGGCAGCUGAAGUCGGCUCGAUUCGAAGAAGCCCUGCACAACUCCAUCGAGGCCUCGCUGCGCUCCAGCAGCGGCGACCCUCAGCCCAUCUUCACGCAGCUCUACCUGGAGCCCGAGCCGUACCCCGGCGCCCUGGAGGACGUGAAGGCCAAGGCAGAGCUGAGCGGCGGCGAGCUGGCGGGCCACGACCUGAUGAACGGCCACUCCUCCAACGAGCCGGAGGAUGAAGAGGAUGACUCGGACAGCAGCAGCCCCCCGCUGCCCUACAUGCAGACGCCGGCUCCAGACGGAUGCUGCACCCUGGAUGGCUUCUGCCAGGCCGGCAAGGACCUGCGGCUGGUCUCCAUAGCAACGGAGCCCAUCGAGGUGCCGGCGGGCUUUGAGCUGGUGGGAGCCAAGUCGCCCAGCGCGCCCGAGCACAUCCUGGUGUGCGCCGUGGACCGCCGCUUCCUUCCGGACGAGAACGGGAAAAAUGCACUUUUAGGUUUUUCAGGAAACUGUGUCGGCUGCGGGGAGAAAGGUUUCCGAUACUUCACCGAGUUCUCCAAUCACAUCAACCUGAAGCUGUCCACGCAGCCCAAGAAGCAGAAGCACUUAAAGUACUACCUACUGAAGAACUCGCAGGGUGCUCUGUGCAAGGGGCCGCUCAUCUGCUGGAAGGACUGUAAGGCGCGGCAGUUCUCCAGCAGCGCGUCCACGUCCAAACCCAGCUCGGCCUCGUCGCUCAGCGGGAAAGAGAACGGAGGAGCCAGCGGGAACAGCUCGUCUCCCUUUUCACUCUCAGACUCGCCGCCCAACAGAGGCGCUCCGGCCUCCGCCGUCUUCUUCGGCCAGGACCUGAGCAGGGACUGCAGCUUCCUCAAGCCUCUGGCCUCCACGCCCGGAAACAAGACUCUCCCGAUAGUCCCCACAGCUCUGAGGGUGAACGCACCCACCAAUGGGCUUGGCGUGGAGGGGCGGCCCCCGCUGCUGAGCCCGUCCCAGGUGUCUCUGGGAGGCCCGAGUCAGGGCUACCGCAGCCUGGAGCUGGGAGACAGUCCAGGAUCCUCGGCCAUGAACUCCGGCCCGCCCAAAAAACGCCACCGCAGCUGGCACCCCAGCGCACCCUUGGUUCCGGUGCCACCCACUGCCGUGCCGGUGCCGGCGAUCCGGCCCAUCGUGUGCUCUCCAGGCUCCGUUCUGGGGGUUCCAUCCCCACAGCCUCCGGUCAGUGGCGUGGUCCAGCCCCAGCCUGUCUCUGUUGGGGAGACUGUCAUCGUUCCUGACAACCUGCUCAAUAUAUCAGGGGUCCGGCCGGUCAUCCUCAUCGGGCACGGCACUCUGCCUUACUUCUACGGGAACGUCGGGGACGUGGUGGUGAGCCCCCUGCUGGUCAGCUGCUACAAGAACAGCCAGCUGACGGAGAAAACCUUGGAGACGCUGGGCCUCAGCAGCAGCCAGCUGCUCAGCGUGGAGACCAUGAUCCUGCUCACGCUGCAGUACCUGGCUCGCCUUGGCUCCGAGCAGAUUCCGCUACGGGAGGAGCUGGAGCAGAUAGUGCUGCGAGCCAUGCUGAGCUGCGCCGGCGGCGCUGCCGUCUCGCCCUCGCAGCUGCCCUGGCUGGCCCGGCUGGAGGCCAGCGUGUCGGGGGGCCACGUCCAAGUGGUGGUCACGCACGGCACCCUGGGGGAGGGCAUAUCGGAGUCACUGCGCUCCCUCAGCGAGGGGCCCCCGCAGCAGCGGGGCCUGCCCACCUACGUCCUCAUCAUCUGUGCCUCCAAGCUCAGUGGCAGCGAGUUCUGCGUGCUCGUCUUAGGCAAGUACCAAGCUCGAGCCCUGGCCGAGGGGAUGCUCACAACCAACGAGUUCCUCAAAGAAAUCAGCUACGAGCUCAUCACCGGGAAGGUCAGCGUCCUGGCCUCGCAUUUCAAAACCACGUCCCUUGGGGACAAUCUGGACAAGCAGCUGGUCCGAUAUCAGCGCCGGCGGAAGGGCCAGGUCAUCCAGCCCUACCAGGGUGAUGUCACGGAGCACAUCCACUCGCAGGAGGCUGCCAGCAUGUCACCGCACACAGACAGAGCGGAGCUGAUAAACAAGGUCUUCCAGAUCUUCCCGGCCCAGCUGUGUGUGGCCCGCAGCCUCCUCUCACAGGUCUGCUCCAUCGCCGACUCAGGCACCCAGAACCUGGAUCUGGGUCGCUUCUGCAAAGUGGAUUUCCUCAUUUUAGUCCCGCCCUCUCACGUUCUGGUUCACCAGACGGCCCAGCGGAUCCGACAGUCAGGGGUCCUGGUGGACCUGGGGAUCGAAGACGCCUCCAUGGCUCACCAGAAAUGCGACAAGUACGUGGUGCGUUUGGACGCCGACAUUCACGUCAAGAUGGAGGCUUUCAUGAGGAAAGUCAAGCAGAACCCCUACACGCUGUUCGUCCUCAUCCACGACAACUCGCACGUGGACCUCACCAGCGCUCUGUCCGGCUCCGUCUGCCACGGGGAGCUGCAGGGUCUGGCUGACCGGGUGGUGAACUGCCAGGAGGUGCUGGAGGCCCUCAACCUGCUGGUGCUGCAGGUCAGCUGCUUCCCCUUCACCCUGCAGACCCACCAGUCCCGCAUCAGCGUCCACAACGAGGUGCACUGGCCGUCCAGGGAGAGCCUGGGGGAGCAGUCGCCACAUGAGCUGGCCUACUUCGGUCUGCGGGACUACAGCCGCUCCCUGCAGUGGGGCGUGGCCAGUCCCAUCCUCCGCUGCGACGAUGCCUUCGAGAAGAUGGUGCAGACGCUGCUGCAGAGGCAUCCGCACCUGCACAGCAUGGUGAUCCGCAGCUACCUGCUGAUCCAGCAGUACACGGAGGCCAUGAUGGCGCUGACCUCCUCGCCCUCACUGCGGGACCACAUCACGCCGGAGACUCUGGCCAUGGUGGAGGACCUGAUCAACGCCCCCGGCCGGGAGGGCUCUCAGGGGCGGGGCCACAUGCUGCUGGUUCGAGUGCCGUCGCUGCAGCUGGCCAUGCUGGCGCGGGAGCGGCUGGAGGAUGUGCGGGACAAGCUGGGGCUGCAGCUGUGCUUCGCCGUGCUGCUGGGGAGCCCCGCCUCCGAGCUCAGCCUGCCCAGGCACUUCAUCAGCCGCCUCAAGGCGUGGCGCGGCUGCGAGCAGGACGACUGGGUGCCGCACACCUACGAGGACCUGGAGGGACUGUCCUGUAUCGUCAUCCUCACCGGGAAGGACCCGCUGGGAGAGACCUUCCCCAGGUCUCUGAAGUACAGCGACCUGCGGCUCAUCGACUCUAGCUACCUGACCCGAACGGCCUUGGAGCAGGAGGUGGGACUGGCCUGCACCUACGUGUCCUCCAGCGUCUUCCAGGACCCGAAGAAAGGGGUGAGCGCCCGAGGCUCCGACGCCGAGAAGGCCACCAGCGCUGCCAACGAUGGGGACGAGCUGGAGCGACCGCACAGCAACGGCAGCGCCGCCACCAGGACCUCCGGUUCGCUGGCAGAGAACGGCGUCAGCUCCUCCGACCUCACCGACCAGAAGCCCUCUACAUCCUCCUGUCCUCCAGAGGGGGGCGUGGCUUCGGAUGGAGGCGCGCUCACCCAAGGCUUCAAGCAGGAGUGCGACUCCUUCGCCGGCCAGAUGGCGCCACACCCGUCCAGAGCUGCCCCGCCCUCCUUCUGCUCCAGCUCCUCCUCCUCCUCUCCGUCGCCGUCCUCCUCCUCCACCCAAAGACCCAGCCAGUCCACGCAGUUGGGUCGGCCUCCCAAGCCGGCCCGGGUGGCACCGCGCACCGCCAUCAUGUCCAGGGCGGCGUACAACCUGCUGUCGGGCGACUCGAGCGCUCAGCUGAACUCGUACUCGCUCCUUCCUCACGCCGACGUGUCCUGGAGCAGCCCGCUGCGGCCGCUCAUCACCGAGAACCUGCUGAGGGAGGAGCAGAGCCGCUACUACCGCCAGUGGACCGUUGCUAGGCAACAUCACGCCGACUACGACGCUCCGCCCGACCCGCACCCCCGGCGCCUGCUGCUCAGUGGUCCCCCGCAGGUUGGGAAAACCGGAGCGUAUCUUCAGUUCCUCCGAAUCCUGUUCCGGAUGCUGAUCCGACUGCUGGAGGUGGACGUGUACGACGAGGAGGACGUGGAGGACGAAGGCGGCGAUGGCGCCGCAGAUAUUGCCACUGCUGCCAACAACCAGUGGCCCGACAUCGAGGAGGUCCGCCAGCUGCCCUUUGACCCCUACCCCAGAGACUUCAAGUUCAGGAAGGCCAGCCCCGUUUACUCAGACGGGAUGGCCAGGUCCGCCAAAGACAUCAAGCAGGAAGCCGGCUGUCAGCCGUGCAAGCGCGAGACCAAGUCCAUUCGCCUGAGUCGCUUCGCCGCCCACAACGCCUUCCACCACUGUGAGCAGUGUCACCAGUACUGUGAACCAGGUCCCGCGUCGCAGCUGCCCGAGUGCACGCUCCACACCUUCACCUUCUGCUCCUCCAUGCUGGGCGAGGAGGUGCAGCUGCAGUUCGUCAUUCCCAAAGCCAAGGAGCAGCACUUUGUCUUCAGCCAGCAGGGCAGCCACCUGGAGAGCAUGCGCCUGCCCCUGGUCUCCCUCAAGGCCGCGGACCUCGUCAAGAGCCCCAUCUUCACGCCCACCACGGGGCGCCAAGAGCACGGGUUGCUCAACAUCUUUCACGCCAUGGAGGGGGCGUCGCACCUGCACGUCCUGGUGGUCAAGCAGUUCGAGAUGGCCCUGUACAGGAAGUACUGGCCCAACCACAUCCUGCUGGUGCUGCCGGCCAUGUUCAACAGCUCUGGCGUGGGCGCCGCUCGCUUCAUGAUCAAAGAGCUGUCGUACCACAACCUGGAGCUGGAGAGGAACCGGCUGGAGGAGCAGGGCGUCAAGCGCCAAGACGUGUGGCCCUUCAUCGUCAUGAUGGACGACUCCUGCGUGCUGUGGAACGCGCAGCAGCCCGCAGACGCCAGCGCCGCGUCAGAAGGAGGCUCCACGCUCACCAACGUGUCUCUGAAGACGGUGCUGCAGCACAUGGAGUCGGCGCCCAAGAUCUCGCUGUACGCCAUGUGCGGCACACGCAAGUGGAGCAGCGGCCUGUCGCGGAGGAGCGGCGGCGGCCGGCAAUUCAGCCGGUGCCACCUCCACGACUUUGUCCUGCUGAACGUGGAUCUGACUCAGAACGUUCAGUACGACCUCAACCGGUACAGCUGUGAGGAGGUGGACUUCAACCUGCGGGUGAACAGCAGCGGCCUCCUGCUGUGCCGCUUCAACUGCUUCAGCUUGAUGAAGAAACACAUUCCAGUCGGGGGGAACAAGGACUUCGUGGUCAAACCCAAGCUGAUGGACAUGGAGAACCCGGCUCCCAUCAGCCCGUCCCAGUACGUGUGCGCCCCAGACAGCGAGCAGACCCUGCUGGACGCCCCGGCCCAGUUCCUGCUGGAGAAGUUCCUGCAGAGCUGCAGCCACCGACUCUUCCCUAAAGCGGUUCUGAACCCAAACAACCCGGUUCUGUCCGUCGACAGCUACCUCAACAUCAGCCCGGAGAUUGCCGUGUGCUACAUCAACUCCCGCCCACACUCCACCAACCUCAACCACCAGGGUCUGGUGUUCAGUGGCCUGCUGCUGUACCUCUGCGACUCCUUCGUGGUCUCCGGGCUCCUGAAGAAGUUCCGCUUCCUCAAAGGUGCCACCCUCUGCGUCAUCUGCCAGGACAGAAGCUCCCUGCGCCAGACCAUCGUCCGGCUGGAGCUGGAGGACGAGUGGCAGUUCCGCCUGCGGGACGAGUUCCAGACGGCCAACUGCAGCGAGGACCGGCCGCUCUACUUCCUCACCGGACGCCACGUUUGAGCCGGCAGCCGCGAAUGUGCCGCUUUCAUUCGCUGAGGACGGGGUCAGCGCGUGCGCUCUCGCUGGACUCAGCUCAUACUCGACUGAAGAAGAAGAAAGUGAGACUGAUUGUACGUCAGCUACGUCCCGCCUGGACGUAGGUGUUGAUCUCAGGGUUCCAAAGGAAAUGGGACACUGUCCCGGGUGAAGGUCUCCACUCUGUUGCGCCACUUUUCCCAGGUAUUCAUUUAUGUUGGCACCGGAGACGCUCUCAGCUGCACCUUGUCUUUCACCCUCACGCUCACCGUCACGCCGCCUGCACUCACCGCCCUCACCUCUUCCAACCACGGGGGGGGGGGAAACCCAACUUUCCUUGAACCCUGAAAUUCAAAUCCAUCCUGUUGCUUGGCUGUCGAGCCCUUAACAGAUGCACAUGACGGGAUUAAAUCAUUGUCCUCACCUUCCACGCUGCUGCUGGCGUGUAAACCCCCCCUAAGUUAAAUAUUUUGCUCACUUAUUAGGGGCUUUACGGCACAGACAGUGUUGAAUCCCACCUUUUAAACGGGGGCAGGUGUUUUUAAGUGAAUGGAUGAACAUGCCAAAGUUGUGACCUUGAACGCAGUGUUGUUUCUCACUUCCCGCCCCGUGGCUGGCGCGAGCUGGAGCUCACGCCGCCCUGGGACGCGACUCUCGCGGGACUUUCCCCAAAUCCGUUUCACAUACUUGAAAGGACAAUGUUCCUGCACAGGGUCGCCCAAAGACGAGGCCUUAAGUGACUUUUUGAUUCGGACCAAUGAGAAGGAGGGAGCUGUGAGGCGAAUGAAGAAUGUGAUCGUCCGACUGGGCAGGAGGGUUCGGACGACUGUACUGUUUAAAACGUGUUUACAUUAGUAAUAUAUUACCAAGCCCCAGACCGGCCGGGCUUUUAUGUCGAUGUUAGCCAGUGUAUUUUGACGAAAGAAUCUACCUAGACGUGUCCUUGCUGCGGCCCGUCACGCCUGCUUUUUUUAAAUCCCCAUCAGCGCUGCGAAGGGACUUUAUUUAUUGACCUGUGUUUGUUACGCUUCAGCUGGCUUCCGGAGCCGCCGGAGCUGAAAGCUUUGCACAAGAGCCAAGCCAAUGAUUGUAGGAUCUACUGAAUGUCGCGGGGGAGGGGUGGUUCACUUGCACUACUGGAGCUGCCAGCGCUGUGUGCAGAAGAGGUUUGGGAAUGUGAAAUCCUGAUAUGCAACUUGCUCUCACAAUCUUCACUCUCGUGUCAACAACCGAGUGUCCGGGUGGUCUACCUCACGUCACAGGAGUGGUGGCAGGCUGUGGUCAUGUGACGUCAUAGCCGGUUGUUGGUGGUAAAAUAUGUAUGAAUGUAUUAAAGUGACUUCUGAAAUCUUAAGGUUCCGCUCUUGGGUGCACAGUCCACGGUGGGUUUCUUUGCUCCAGCUCUCCACACGUGAGCAUCUGUGACAUGCUGUUGGAUCCGAGACUGCAGGACCUUCAUCUGAGGACUGGGGUCAGCAUGUGUGGACCACCUCGCCCAAGUCCAGGACCAAGACCAAGCUGACUCCGGAAUCUGCCGUUCGAGUCAAAACACAACAGGAAGGUCAAGGUCAAGGUCAAUGAUGUCUUCACAUGUGCGACCUUUGUCAUCAGUUGUGAUCCUCAAACACGUGCGCGCUCGAGUCGUCCUCUCUUGUCGUCCCAUCCCGAAGCUUUUGGGGCACGGCGCUAGCCACCGCAGCUCAUCUGUCUCGGGGGGGUGAAAGUGCACGGCCGGGGGAUUACGUAUCGCCGUCACUGGAUCAUGUCCACGGCUGCACAUCAGCAAGUUAAUCCCGCCACUGCGGCGCGGCCACUGAAGCCCCACGAAGAGAUUCGCUCCCACAGCAAAGACAGCGAGGCAGGACUCCGCUGGACUCUUUAUUAAAUAUUAAAUAUUGUAGUAUAUGACGCUGCCGUCACGCGACUACUGCAGUUAUUUCCCGUGGUGCGGAGAGCGAUGCAACACAGACGCGAUGACGCACAUGCUGCUGGACGGAACACACGGCGCCACCUGUCUGUCCCAGCCAACUCACACACAGUGGCCACCCCCCCAUCGUCGCAGUGGUCAUUCAUCCGUCGUUCAGAAAAGGUGCGAAACAAAAGUGCAUGCUGGGAGAGGAGGUGGUGAUCAUGCAGCGCCAUGUUGUGGGGUGAACCUUCACCCCACUCCCAGAGCUACUGCGGGGCAGCUGUGCAAAUUAAAAACACCUCAGUGCAUCAAACGCAUCUGGAUCAGGGGGGUCCGAGUCCAGAGAGGACGGAAACUCCAG